AUGGCGGCAGUCACCAAAAAUAUCGGCAGUCAGGACAAAAUCCCCUCGCACACGGCAAUGGACGCUUCCACAUCCGAGCGGCGAGAGUAUGGUAAAUCCGACCAAGACUGGGAAAGUCGGAGCAGGCUCAUUCAUGACUACCUUGAAAAGAACUCCCCAGAGUUUGUCAAAGUCCGCGACUUGCGCAAGAAGGGAUGGGAAAAUCCUGCAGGUGACACUUUCUUCGAGAACCAACGUCGUGUUGCCGAGAACCCCAGCAAGCGGGCUACAACCGCUUUCUACGACAUGAUGAACAAAAUUGGUCAAGAGAUGCAGAGAAACACGGGCGCCCUCAAAGUCAAAACUCCUAGCUGGGGCAGGACGCAGAUCCUUGACAUGGGCAUGGCGCCCGGCGGCUUCCUCGCGACGGCCAUGCACCUGAACCCAGGUGCUCAAGCGAUGGGCUUCAGUCUUCCCGAGUCUGAAGGAGGUCAUAAGGUCAUGAUACCUGACAAUAUCGACAUUGACCGCAGAGACGUCGACGUGACCAUGCUCGCUGCGGAUCUGGGCGCCAAUGAUAUCCCCGCCAACCACCCAGACUUUGCCAAGUUCCUCCCUCGCCAGUUCACGCCUGACCAAGAAUUCGAUCUCGUCAUUUGCGGAGGAACAAAGGUGUACAAGCAAGAGCUUGCCUCGUAUCGAAAUGAGACAGAGUCUCAGCGACUGACCACCAGUCAGCUAGUGCUCGGCCUCGAAAGGCUCAGGCCUGGAGGAACCAUGGUUGUACUUUUCCACAAGAUGGAGGCUUGGGGCACGGUUCGUGAGCUCUACUGCUUUUCCCAGUUCUCUGAGGUGAAGGUCUUCAAGCCGAUGACUGCUCACAACAAGCGCUCCUCAUUCUACAUGGUGGCCACGAGAGUUCAGAGUAAGAGCCCCCCGGCCGUCGAGGCCGUGCAUCGCUGGAAAGAGAUUUGGCAAGCUGCCACAUUCGGGUCCAUGAAGGACUUUCAUGAGGCUAGGAGCAAGAACGUGCCUGACGUCGAGGAGGUACUUGACAAAUUUGGUGAUCAGCUUGUCCGAAAGGGUCGAAGAGUUUGGCAUAUCCAGGGACAAGGUCUCGAGAAAGCGCCUUUCAUUUAG
Molecule: messenger RNA, 1119 nt
Organism: Colletotrichum scovillei
Lineage: Eukaryota; Fungi; Ascomycota; Sordariomycetes; Glomerellales; Glomerellaceae
Exons: 2
Coding region: 1-1119 (372 amino acids)
Biological process (GO): methylation
Molecular function (GO): methyltransferase activity
Source: RefSeq, a predicted model, not a curated record